Anolis carolinensis (green anole) is the source of this 5081-nucleotide messenger RNA. RefSeq names its product SH3 domain binding protein 1 (gene sh3bp1). Gene Ontology annotation, cellular component: intracellular anatomical structure; cytosol; cytoplasm. Gene Ontology annotation, molecular function: phosphatase activity; protein binding; GTPase activator activity. Gene Ontology annotation, biological process: signal transduction; positive regulation of GTPase activity; regulation of Rac protein signal transduction. Lineage: Eukaryota; Metazoa; Chordata; Lepidosauria; Squamata; Anolidae. The coding region runs from base 324 to 3680 and encodes 1118 amino acids. The transcript has 20 exons. The record is from RefSeq and is a predicted model, not a curated record.
GAAGACAGUGCAAGAAGGUGGAGUAAGGAGAAGUAGAAAGGAACAGAAGAAGUGGAGGGAAGGAGAAGGAAGUCGACCUGGGAGGAGGAGGAGGAGGAGAGGAGAGGCACAGAAGAGGAGGCAGGGGGGAGGGAAACCGCGAAGGAAGGCGAGGAAAUGAGGAGGAAGCAAACCUGUUGAGGAGGAAGAGGAGGAGGAGGAGAGAAGGGAUGGCGGCCAGAGGCGCCGGCGGGCCUUAAAGGAGGGCUAGUGGGUGGAAGUGGGCGGUUGGAGCCCGGCCGCUUUGAUCCUGGUCUUGGGACGCUUUUCAUCUUUCCUUCAAGAUGAUGAAGAAACAGUUCAACUGGAUGCGGCAGCAGCUCAGCCACCCGGGCAUCGGCGGCGGACGAGCUCAAGAAACUGCUGAAUACUUGACUGAAGACCUGCUACAGAUUGAGCAGCGAAUUGAGCCAGCCAAGCGUGCAGCUCACAAUGUGCACAAGAGACUUGUGGGUUGCCUCCAGGGUCAAUACGGGGCAGACAUGGACAAACGGGUAAAAAAGUUGCCCUUGAUGGCAUUGUCCAUGACCAUGGCUGAAAGCUUCAAAGAACUGGACACUGAAUCUAGCCUUGGGAAGGCCUUAGAAAUGAGCUGCUUUAUCCAGAGCAUGCUAGCUAGGAUACUUGCUGAGUUUGAAUUGGCCCUCGAACGAGAUGUGCUGCAACCUUUGAACAAACUGAGUGAGGAGGAGCUGCCCGUAAUUCUGAAACACAAAAAGAAUCUACAGAAGCUCAUUUUGGACUGGAAUACCAUCAAGAGCCGUCUGAACCAAGUUGCCAAGAACUCGAGUAACAGUGCUGGGACUGGUGCUGCUCCAGCAGCAUCAGGAGCUGCCCUGAAGCUGGAGAAUCUGAAGGAGGAGGAGGAAGAGAUGAAAAGGAGGGUUGAACAGAGUAAGGAUGAGUACAUGGCGGACCUGUAUCACUUUUCAACCAAGGAAGACAGCUACGCCAAGUGUUUUAUCAAGUUGCUGGAAAUUCAAGCAGAAUAUCACCGGAAGUCUCUGGGAUCACUAGAUGCUACAUUAGCAGAGCUGAAGGAGACACACAGUCCAGACUCCCCAUUCCCUACAGACCCAGGUGUAGGAAGGGUGUAUGGGAUGCCGCUUGAAACUCACCUGAAUGCUUCUGGGAGGGAGAUUGCACUCCCCAUCGAAGCUUGUGUCACGAUGCUGCUGGCAUCAGGCAUGCGGGAAGAGGGCCUCUUCCGGUUGGCAGCUGGUGCAUCUGUACUCAGGAGACUCAAGUACAGCCUUGACAGUGGGUCAAGCAUCCCAGAGGAAUUUUAUGCGGACCCUCAUGCCGUGGCAGGGGCACUGAAGUGUUACCUGCGAGAACUGCCCCAGCCCUUGAUGAACUCGGAUCUCUAUGAUGAUUGGCUCAAAGCUGCCAGUAUCAAAGAACCAGAUUCUCGACUGGAAUAUCUCAAGGGGGUUUGUGGCCGUCUUCCCAAGCACAACUACAAUAACAUGAGAUACUUGAUCCGUUUUUUGGCCAAACUGGCUGAACAACAGGAAGUGAAUAAAAUGACCCCAAGCAACAUUGCCAUUGUCCUAGGGCCUAACCUGUUGUGGCCACAACAGACUGAAGGGUGCCCAGCGCAGCUAGACAUGGCUUCUGUAUCCUCCAUUCAAGUUGUAGGCGUUGUGGAACCCUUAAUCCAAAAUGCUGAGAUACUCUUUCCAGGAGAUAUUGACUUCCAUGUCUCUGGCCUGUUCUCGCCAGCAUUAGUCACCAAACAGAGUGAGAUCCCCACAACAGAAGAGCCCACAUUUUCAGUUCUCCCUGCUGAACCUGCUUCACCAUCACCCAGGGAAAGGAAAACCCCUGUUAUGAGUCCAGGCCCAGCCCAAAAGGAGACCCAGGUUUUCACUGAAACAGCCAUUCCCUUGUCUACCCCUGUUCCUGCUGAUGAACCUUCACGGAAAACAAAGCGUGUGGCUCCAGCAAGACCCACAGUGCCUCCCCCACCACUAGUUCCGCCCCGAACUCCUCCUCCGGUGGGCCUUCAAAGCCAGCCUCUUGCCCCAGAGUCUCCCUCCACCCCCAAAGCCCUGCCUCGGAGAACUGCAGGAGGAUCCGUGCGCGUUCCCUCGGUGCCACCACCACUUCCACCUCAGCCAGCCAAGCGUCAGAGCCGCACCUCUGUGUCAUCCACAAAGCUUCCUCCCGAAUUUACAAGCAACGAAGCAGCUGAAGGCAAAGAGCCACCUCCAGAUGUAGAAACAUCCAAAGAUUGGGCCUCAGUGCCAACAGAGCCUGAUCAGCCAUGCAGUGUGGAAAGGAGCAGCUCUCCACCUCCCUCUGAUAUGAAAUCUGAGACUCUGGAGAAUGGGGGAAAAGUUAAGGGCCUGAGGCUGUUAGGAAUGAUGGGAGUUGAAGUCCAAACACCUGGAGGGCCCAAGUUGGCCCAUGCCUGUUCUAUCGGGUUGUCAUGGCAACAGAGCGCCCUUCCUUUCCUCUUUCGCGGGCGGGGACUAUUUACGUCGUCCUUCCGAGCUGCCAAUCACCGUCCUUCCCUUAUCCCGAUUGGGCGCUUUGCCUUGUCCCCUCCUAUUUCGUUCUGGGCUCGCGGAGGGAUUGGCGAGCGCUGUUUCUCCCCGCGUGCCGGCCUGCGUGGCGGCGUGCCCUGCGAUUGGCUGCGCGUUGGGGCGAAAGCGCGAGGGGCUGAGCGGAGGCCUGUGUUGCCGGCCAUGGCGGGCUGCCGUCGGCUGAGCGGCGCGGGCCUGCGGGAGGUGCUGGGCGAGGCGCAGGGGGUGCUCUUCGACUGCGACGGCGUGCUGUGGGCCGGGGAGCGGGCGGUCCCCGGCGCGCCGGAGCUCCUGGAGCGCCUCAGCCGGAGCGGCAAGGCCGCGCUCUUCGUCUCCAACAACAGCCGCCGCUCCGUGGCCGAGCUGGAGCGCCGCUUCUCCCGCCUAGGCUUCCGCGGCGUGCGCGGCGAACAGGUCUUCAGCUCUGCGCUCUGCUCCGCGCUCUACCUCCGGCAGCGGCUCCUAGGCGAGGGCGGCGCAGGGGACUCCGCCUCCUCCUCCUCGGCCUCCUCGCCUCCGCUCCCGGGCCCGGGCACCGUCUUCGCGCUGGGCGGGGAAGGGCUCCGCGGGGAGCUCCGCGACGCCGGCCUCCGCCUCGCCGGGCAAGAAGCGGAGGAAGGCGGGGAGGCGCUGCCGGUGCGGGCCGUGCUGGUGGGCUACGACGACCAGUUCACCUUCGCCAAGCUCUCCCAGGCCUGCGCCUACCUGCGCGACCCGCACUGCCUCCUCGUGGCCACCGACCCGGACCCCUGGCACCCGCUCAGCAACGGGCAGCGCACCCCCGGGACAGGAAGCCUCACUGCUGCUGUUGAAACAGCAUCUGGGCGCAAAGCAACGGUGAUUGGAAAGCCAAAUACAUACAUGUUCGAAUGCAUUGUGGAGCGCUUUGGUGUGGAUCCAUCCCGCAUGCUCAUGGUUGGUGACCGGCUGGAGACAGACAUCCUGUUUGGCAAGAACUGUGGCCUUGAAACGGUCUUGACCCUGACAGGUGUCUCGCACCUCGAGGAGGCACAGGCUUACAUGGCCAGCGACAGCCCUGCGGCAAAGGACCUGGUGCCUCACUACUAUGUGGACAGUAUUGCAGACUUGAUACCAGGCCUCGAUGAGUAACAGGGAGGUUUAGAUGGGCAGAGAUCCUAGUCCAUUCCAAACUGCCACCCAGCCCUGCUUCUGUCUCCCUCUUUCCUUAUUUCUGGGGCUCAUCACAUUCCGGUGUUUGGUCAAGAAUGAAGAAGGGUAUUCAUUCUUUAUUCAUUCUUCAGAAUCUGUUUUUUUUUAAAUUAAUUUGGGCAGCUGUAGGGGAACAGGGAAUCUAAUGUGAACGUGUUGGAUGUUUACAGACCAAACCAGUAUUUAUUUAUUUAUGCAUUCAUUCAUUCAUUCCCUCCAUUAUUUGGCAUGAUGUAGUAAUUUAUUUAAAUUAUUUUUGUUUUACAGUUGCCAGUAGUGGCCUUUUUACUAUUGUCCUCUGCUUUAUGUUGAAGCACAGUGAUGUGCUUAACAUUGUGCUUGCGCCAAAGCUUAAACAAGGCAACAUUUGUAUUAGUGUUUUUUGUGUUUCUUCUAUAACUACUGCCAUUCCAUGCCAGUAUUAGGAAUUCUUGCUCCAGAACUCUAGAUGGGGAAAAGGGAACAUCAGAAGUAAUUUCAGAAAAAACACUUUGGCCUCCACAUAAUGCCUCUUGGGUAUACUUCCCAUGUAAGCAGGGGUUUAUCGUAACAGCACUGCUUGCCCCAAACUGACAAUUGCCGAGGCUGAGUUUUUGAUGCAAGCUUCCUGAGUGGCCCUUGCUGACACUGCUUGAGAUAUCUAUCCACAGCAGUUUUCCCAAAGGGCUGGGCUGGAGAGAAAGUGGUCAGCUGGUUCAGUCAGAUUAUCAAAACCUGGAAAACGCCCUCUUCUAACUGUGAAUGAUAUAUAAAGGAUUUCUUUUUGGUCUGUCUUGAGUGUCUUCUCAGGCAACAAUUUUUAUCAGUCCCAUUUAUUUUCUGCUGCUGCAAUGACAAAAUAAAUUGCACAGGACUAUUUUGUGCCAUGAUGUUCUGAAUUGGCUGUCAUUUAAUCUUAAUCCUCCAGCGCUAACAGCUUCCCUUCAUUCUUGUCUAUAUAGAGACAGGGACACAGUAUUGUGCCCUCCUCCCCUUUCCUUGGCUGGGUGAACCAAUGAAACACAUCAGUAAACUAUUUAGUUCCUGUCUGUGCCUGAUGGGAUGCACCACAGUGGGAAAGAUGGGGCCUAAACCUUGCCCCUCCAUUCUUGCGUGCUUAAUGGGGUGGUCAUGGCAUUUAUAGUGCUGUCAGUGUGCCACAGCAUCCUAAAAUCAAUCCUAGCUGCUUGUCUUUCUAUGGUUUAUGUAUUUAUUAAAGUGUUUGUAUAAACUACGCUGAUCAGUUGUGCCAAGGUGGGUAUGGGGCCUCUAAGCCCACUCACUACCUGUACCUCCAUGUUGUUGUGGUUUUCUGAUAUUUAUUGUCAUUCUGCAUAUAAUAAAGUGCAGGUGCAAGUUGAA